This is a messenger RNA of Carassius gibelio (silver crucian carp), 6941 nucleotides long. RefSeq names its product SH3-containing GRB2-like protein 3-interacting protein 1. The coding region runs from base 209 to 2710 and encodes 833 amino acids. The record is from RefSeq and is a predicted model, not a curated record. Gene Ontology annotation, biological process: regulation of endocytosis; cytoskeleton organization; plasma membrane tubulation. The transcript is spliced from 21 exons. Gene Ontology annotation, cellular component: endosome; cytoplasm; plasma membrane. Gene Ontology annotation, molecular function: phospholipid binding. NCBI's taxonomy places the organism in Eukaryota, Metazoa, Chordata, Actinopteri, Cypriniformes, Cyprinidae.
GGCUGUCCUCAGCAUCCCCUCUGUGAUGAUGGCGUGUGGAUGCUGCUGAUGCGGCGGUGCCUGGGGCCUAACCCACCGGUUACCGGGAAACCCGAAAGACGAGGACGCGAGGGGCUGGGCAGGAUGAGACCGGUUACCGGAUCACUGCUGCUGUAUCUCAUGUCAGUUUGUUUGCUCGCGUGAAACCGAGGAAUGAAGAUCUGCAACAAUGAUGCAAGGACUGAAAAAGCGUACCCGAAAGGCCUUCGGGAUACGGAAGAAAGAAAAGGACAGUGACUCCACUGGAUCCCCAGACAAAGACAAAUCUAAAAAAGCCAAUGGUGCACCUAAUGGUUUCUACGGUGAGAUCGACUGGGAUCGAUAUAACACUCCUGAUGUGGAUGAUGAGGGUUACAGCGUUAAACCCGGAGAACAUGGGGGAACAGCUCCAAAAGUCAACACGUUGCUCUCCUCCAGUGAGUCAGAGGGAGAGGAGGAGCAUGGGAAGAAAUUUAAGAUCAAGAUCAAGCCGUUGACAGCAAACAGUGGAAACUGCACAGUGUCUACUAUGGAUGAGCUGAAGGCCUCAGUGGGGACGCUGGCUAUCUCUCCUUCUCCUCUGUGCCCGAUGAAGCGAAAUCUAUCAAAUGAGGAGAUUGCCAGACCACGACGAUCUACUCCAACACCCACGACAACUCCAGGACCUGGUUCAGACCCGCCCAGGGAAAACACAAGAGCAUUCUUCGGCCCACCAUUUGAGACCAGUUUUGAAGAACACAACUCAGAAGUGUUCCUGGUUGAGCCGGAGCUCUGGUGUCAGUCCACUUCUCUCUCCACUUGUGUUCUCAGCAGAUCUCUGCCCACUGGAGCUCCGCCUCCACUUCCUCCAAAGAACAUUCCUUUCACCCCACCUGGACGCAGUUUUAGCUCUGUAGAGUCCUCCGGUUAUUAUAGUGUGGUUCCUAGCAUCAGAGGAGAUGGAUCAGCUUCAGUCUGUCAGGAUACCCCAUUAUCUGACCCAUCCGGAGGGGCGUCUAUGCCUGACUUGGACAGUGUUUUUGGGCCUGUUGAGACCCCCAGGUCUGGAUCAGAUGUGGUGCAGUGGAGCUGGGUGAGCUUCAGCGAAGGCUCUCCCGCCCGACCCCCUCCCCCAGAUGAACCCGCCCCUUCUCCACCGCUGUCUUCUUCCUCCGCGGAUUCACCCCCGUCCUCGCCCCUCAACAUGCCCCCUACCCCACUCCACUCCAUCCCGCCUCCAGAAUCACCUCCACCACCGCCUCCCUCAGACUCUCCUCUGAGUCCUCCAGUCCUCCCCCACUGCUUUCCGAUCCCAGAGUCCGAGCUUGCCCAAGAGUCCCCCACCAGCCCUGGACUGCCCUUCCUGCAAGCAGACCACCCACCACAUGGAACCAUACCUUCCCCUUUUGCCUUGAGAGACGACAGCAGGAGAACCCCUGACCUGGUGGGCAUGAGGGAUGAGAUUUCAGUGUUUGGCACAUCACCCAAAGACCUUGCAGCAGGAAGCUUCAGAGGAACCCCACCUCCACUACCACCACCUACUUACAGGAGUGUGGUGGGCUCCCCAGGGCCCGGCAGUGGGCCGUCCUCUCCUGCACGUGCCAGCACUCCCAUGUCUGCUGGCAGUCCAGUCCCACCUCUACCACCAAGACCAUCAUCACGACCUAAACUACCACCUGGAAGACCAAACCUAGCAGAUCUCGCCCGACCCUUCAGCCCCCCCAUCCACUCGUGGAGUCCUCCACCCUUUGCUCCUCUGGCCAGAGCUGAGAGCACCUCCUCCAUCUCCUCCAUCACCUCUCUGAGCGCAGCCUCUACACCUACACUAGGCCGUGAGCUCAACCUCUCUGUGUCAGUGUGUUCCAGAGGUCCAAGUCCUCUCACAAUGGGACCCCAGGACACUCUACCAGUUGCAGCCGCCUUCACAGAGACCAUCAGCGCUUACUUUAAAGGAGCAGAUCCCACUAAGUGUUUGGUGAAGAUCGCUGGUGAGAUGGUGCUGUCUUUCCCAGCAGGGAUCACCAGACAUUUCUCCACCCAUCCCAGUCCACCGGUGCUAACCUUCACCAUCAGCCAGUACAGUCGACUGGAGCAGGUCCUUCCUAAUCCACAGCUUCUGUGCUGCGACACCACACCACCUAUAGAUGAUUCAAAGGAGUUCUGGGUCAGUAUGUCAAACUUGUUGAGUCACCUAAAGAAAGUGGCUGAGCAGAGGCCACAGGCCACGUAUUACAACGUAGACAUGCUGAAGUACCAGGUGUCCACUCAAGGCAUCCAGUCCACUCCUCUGAAUCUUGCGGUGAGCUGGCGUGGUGAUGCCAGCAGCACAGACCUCAGGAUAGACUAUAAAUACAACACAGAGGCCAUGCCCACACCCACACCUCUCACCAAUAUCCUCUUCAUGGCAGCUGUGGACGGUGGCGUGAACAAACUGCAGGCUAUGCUCCCACCUGCCACCUGGAACCCAGAGACACAGAAAAUAACGUGGAAGAUUCCAGAGCUCUCACAGAAGUCUGAAAAUGGAGGGGUAGGUGCUCUUCUGGCUCGCUUCCAGUUAGCCGAGGGUCCCAGCAAACCUUCUCAGCUGGCAGUGCAGUUCACCAGUGAGGGCAGCACUCUGUCUGGCUGUGAUUUCCAACUCGUAGGUUCAGGCUACAGACUCUCCCUGGUUAAAAAAAGGUUUUCUGCAGGUAAAUAUCUGGCAGACAACUGACCCAGUCACAGUGAUGUAGGAUGGACUGUGAAUGAGAUGUUAGGAUGCUCUUUUGGCACUACAAAGACUUUUGAAAAUGUUUUUAUUGAAAUACAGCACUCAAAAUCUCACCUAUAAUGUCUGGUGUAGAAUAUCAUCAGUGUGUUCUGUGGGUGUGUGUAUGUGAAUAUUAGUAAAUAUUUUGUGUGUAUAUGAUAAAACUUCAGGACAAAUGCAAUACAUAGACUUCUUUCGCUGGGAUCUUGCAGAAGGCAAAGUUUCCUUUUUUAUUAUUGCACAUUCUCUCUCUGUCCUAAACCAAACACACCUAGUGGCAUUACAAUUUAACGAUACCAGGGUUCACAUAUGGAAUAAAUCUGUCAGAAGUGUUUGAUUUUCUUUUUAUUAUGUUGACAGAUAAUAAACAAUACGAUUUAACUGGCAUCAGUGUUAAUGUUGAUUUGAUGUUAUUGGUGAAUGCAUGUUAGAGUGCAUCACUUCUGUAUAGUUGGCACAUAAGCCCUUUGUUAAAUUAAUUGCUUAAACAUGGAUGUAAUUGACAUUGAAAAUUCAUGCAAAAAGUGAUACCUACCUUUUUAUUUUUUUAAAUCAUUUAUUUAUGUAGACAUUUUAGGGAAAUAAAACUUAAUUUUUGUCAGGGAUACAGAUUUCCUUAAAUCAAAGUAAAAUUAAGGAAUUGCUCAAAUAUUGGUGAAAUAUAAACAGUUCCCUUUCAGUCAUGUUCAAUAUUACUUCAGAAAGAGAAUGACGAAUGGGCUCUCGCCCGAGAGCCCAAUCACCUUCGAGUGGUAACAAAAGGAGCCAAUGGUACACAGUGUACCUUGGUCUGCUGGAUUUGCAUCGCGAGCUCCGCUGUGAUGGUAUGUAAAGAGCAGCACAAGCAACUAGCAUUCAAGCUUUUUCUUCAGGGCCGAGCACAUCUGCUCGUUUCACCUGAGUGCUUACAAAGCGAGUCAGCUGGUGUCGGUGUGACGGCAUGAUUCAGUGGUUCGUCAAGAGUUUCCUGCCUUCAGCUCUGCCACUGAAAGAACUUCUAAAAGAGUUUUGGGUUGUGUUUGCGGCUUUUUAAAUAUGUUAUUACUAGGGAUGUCCAGAUGCGAUCACGUGAUCAGAAAUUUCAAGUCAUCUCCAGCAGGUGAUAAAUAAAGUUUAUGAACAAAGCAGUGCUGAUAGACAUAGAAUUUAUUACAGUAUAGAAACUAUUCUGCCUUAUUAUGUGAUAAACAGUGUAUGUAGUAUAUAAACAAAUCAUUAUUAUUUGUUAUCGCGCAGCAGUUAUAGAUUUCUAAACAAAUUUAAAUGGAUCUGUUUUUACGCUAUUCUUUAUUCUUUUUUUAUGUAUUAUAGAAGUAUCGGAUCGGGACUCUGUAUCGGUAGAUACUCAAAAUCAAAUCACACGGACUCAAGGGCAAAAAAAACCUGAUCUGGACAUCCGUAGCUAUUACACCCAUGCGUUUCUGGGUGUGGCCAACAUAUGGUUCCUCGUGAUGGCCACGAUCACUGUGUGAAAUGUCUGGGCUGCUCUCCGGGCAACAAAGGUUACUGCGCGCUCCAUGGGUCAGGUGAUGUCCACUAUGGUUGUCCAGGAGCGCCACCUAUGGCUAAACAUGGCAGACAUGAGGGAGUCUGAUCGGACUCAGCUCCUCAACUCCCCAGUCUCUCAGGCUGGCCUCUAUGGUGACACGGUGGAGAAUUUUGCCCAGCAUUUCUCUGCCGCCCAGAAGCAGUUUGAGACCAUCAAGCAUAUUCUGCCCCAGUGGCCCACUGCUGCCUCCACACUGCCAUCGGCGCAGCCAACUCAGCCUGCUCAUCGCCGAGGGCACCCCCUAUGGUCUCCUUCACUCCCGCUCGGCCACAGCAGCAGCCUUCACCCCAGCCACAGUGAGGAGAUGGACACAGAAGGGCAGCACAGCCCAUCUCUGCCCCCAAACCUGCCAAUUGUCAGGCCAAGCGGCAUUCCUGAGAUGGGUGACCCGGAGUUGGGGAUGUCAGCUCAUCAGGAGAUGGUAGCAAGACCACUCCUUCCCCCGGAGGAGAGUCAGGGGAGAAUCCUAAUUUGGGAACAUUUCAGAGAUGCUCAGGUGGACCUGUUUGCCUCUCCACAGAAUCCCCAUUGCCAGUUGUUUUACUCUCUGACCGACGGCACUCUUGGGACAGACACUCUGGCGCACAGCAUACCCCCCAGCCUAUUUCUCUGUGGAAGGACCUUCUUUCUCAGAGUUGGGGCACUCUACUGAUUUUUGGAACCUACAUGUGUGGGUUCUUGAUGGAUCACAGAAGGUUUAGGUACAGUACCUUGCCACCUCACUUUGGCUAGAGCCUUGUCUACCAGACACACCUGUGCUUUGAAGUGGAACCUGGCUGUCUCCAAGCAUGAGGUUAUCCCACUGGAUAGUGGAUGCUAUUGUCCUGGCUUAUCAGACUUAAGAUUUGCCAUGCCCUCUAGGAGUGAGAGCUCACUCAAAUAGGAGUGUAGCCUCCUUAUGGGCACUGGCGCAGACAUCUGUAGAGCUGGGGGUUGGAUGACACCUAACACAGAUUUUAUUAUCUCUGUGUAGAGCCCGUGUCCUCCCAGGUACUCACCCCCUCGGACCACUAAAAGGACCUGCUCGCUUGCUGCGCCAUUCCACUCCACGGACUGGAUGUGUUCAAUAUUCUCCUCAGUUCAGAACCCGGGGUUCCUCCAGCAAUGUUGAUGUGCAGCACUUGUUCAUGCUCUAUUGGUCAGCCCCUGUGUUGGACUAGGUGCCUUCAUGUGUUGUCAUUCCCCUUUGGGGGGGGGGGGGGGCAAUCCCACGUGUGUAUUUCCACAGUAAGUCUCUUGGUAGUGUGUGUCUUUCCUUUGGCAAGCCCCCUUGCAAGCUCUGUCAUUGAAACUCCAACCCUGCCGGCUGGGUACCUCAGAGAUUCAUGUGUAUGAUCACCACACGGUUGAUACCUGUCUUUGUAAAUCCUCCUACAAGCAGGCAGCCUGCUAGCUUACGUCCAGCUGGAUAUGCUACCCAGUGCAUUCUGUGUCAGGUAUAGGCCCUCACUCAUGCUGGAGACUUGAAUGUGAGUUGCUGGCGCUGCUCCUUAUAUACCCACACAGCGGGGUGCAGCUCGUGAUACAAAUCGCACAGACCAAGGUACACUUUGUACUAUUGGCUGGUUUUGUUACCACUCAAAGGUGAUUGGGUUCUCGGGCGAGUCACUAUUUAUCAGUCUCUUUCUGAUGUAACGCCUCCGUUCCCUCCUUCAGGGAACGAACGUUACAUGCGUAACCUAGACAUUUCCUUGGUUUUCCACAAUGUGGUCUUAUUUUCCCAAAUCAUUGUACUGUAGCAAUAUUUAAAGAUAAUGUGUAAAAAUGUAAAAUAGGAACUGUUAUACGUGUAUCCAAAUGGAUAUAGUUUAUGUCUUUCCUGAGAAGUUAUUGUCAGCAUUUAAAGUUCAUGAUAGCACUUUAUUUUAAUUUAUACAUUUAUUAAAAUUCAUGGAAUUUAUUUUAUGCUUAUUCUGUGGUUUGUAAUGGAUAAUGAACUGUUUUUAUUGUUGAAAACAGGAAAGAAACAGCAUUGUUGUGCAACACUAACUAAUACAGAAGAACAUUUAUCACAUCCUUUCAUUAAUCACUUCCUUGUACUGUAUUGUGUUGAAAGUAAGGAAACAUCUUUAUUCUCAAUGCUUUUUGUUUGCUGAGCUAUAUAGACUUUUUUUUAGAAAAUUGAGAGAGUAUCCAUCCAUCCAAGUGUGUAGAAACUUCCAGUAUCUAAAUAAUAUAUCUAGUUAUAGAUAUGAUUUAGGAAUACACAUGACAUUCCUGGAUAAUUUUCGGUAUUGUGUUCGGCUAACCUGGUUUUAGUUAUGUCACAUUACUUCUGCCAUUCAUUAAGUGUACUUUAUUUUGGUGGUUUGGGAGCCUUACCUUACCUUAAAAGUGGAGGGAUGGAAAGACAGCUGCUGUUGUGGAUGGUUUAUUCCAGUUGAAACAUGUCUCCAUCUCUUAUUUUAUAUACAUAAAAAAUGUAUUUAUUGCUUUUUAUCCCACAGAUGUUGUGGUAUUGUGUUUGUCAGCUAACUUGCAUCUUGUUCAUACAUCGUUCAGAAAAUGGAAUAUGCAAACAUUUCAUGCAUAGAACAACCUCUCCCCAGAUUUUAAGAGAAUAUUGAGACCGAAAAUGCUAAAUAUGUCAGAAAUGAAAAUAAUGUAAUGUCUUAAAAAAUAAAUACAAGAAAUUCAUGUUUAACA